Choloepus didactylus (southern two-toed sloth) is the source of this 1928-nucleotide messenger RNA. It is a transcript of the gene C7H6orf47, whose product is annotated as chromosome 7 C6orf47 homolog. The coding region runs from base 1015 to 1908 and encodes 297 amino acids. The transcript has a single exon. The record is from RefSeq and is a predicted model, not a curated record. NCBI's taxonomy places the organism in Eukaryota, Metazoa, Chordata, Mammalia, Pilosa, Megalonychidae.
GCCCUCGCUAGCCCUUUCUCCGCGCUCCGCUGCACCACCCGGUGCGUACUAAGAAGCUUACUGACCGCGCCGGGGCUCUGGGGCGCGGGGGCGGUCCCUCGGCAGGGCCCGCCCCGCGAGCUGCCGGCUCCGCCCUCGCUUCUCCUGAUCCCGGUGCGGCUGCUUCCGGGCUCGGCGGCUCCCGGCGGCUUCUCGAGGCCGCGGCCCAGACGUUGGGCCGGGGAGGGGCCGCUGCGCACAGCGCCCGGACGCUUGGGUUCACAGACAGGCCCACGCUUUGCCCCCGUGACCGGGAUCUCCGAGGACACCCCCGGCCCGAUCUUGCAGAAGGCCGCGUCUCAGCUGCGUGCUCGGGGGCGAAUCGCGGCAACUUGCAGGGUCCAUAGGCCCCAAAUCAAGGAGGAACGCUGCUGCUGGCUGGAGUUUGCUGGACACCACCACCACCACUCCCAGACAAGGAGACUUCCUAUUCCUUGAGCUACCUUAGGGCAACAGUUCAAGACUCCCCAGAUCCAGGAGCACUUAGGACCCGAGGCCACUUUCCUACCUUCCUUCUCGGAUGGAGCACCGCCUACCCAGUUUCUGGGGCAUCUGGGGGCGUGGCUUUGGUGAGUGAAACUUGGGGUGCUGCCUGCUGGGAAGGAAACCCAGAAACAUAGGGAAGACACGUUUUCAGGGUGACCCAGGCCUUCUCUGAUCCCGAGACUUUUGGAAUCGUGUGUGUUGAGGGAUUGUGAAUGAAUUUGGGUAUACCUCCCUUCUUUACCCUAAAAUUGAAAAAGAAACUAGCAACCGCUGCCAGACUCAAGUCUGUAUGACCACCUGGGGAAGUGGAGAACCACUUCUGAAUUCAGAGUAGGACGGCCUCACCAAACGGACACCUGUUCUUCGGAGCCUGAACCGACUCUGACUUGCUUCUGAGGAGACCCUCGGCCCUCAAACCUGAGAGUCUGAGCAGUUUAAGGAAGGAGGCUCAUUAACUUAAAAUUUGGGGGCUCAUUACGCAUCCCAACCAUGUUCUUGCGGCGGCUUGGUGGCUGGUUACCUCGCCCCUGGGGCCGCCGGAAACCAACGAGGCCUGACGUGCCUGCCCCAGAACCCAGACAGGUGGAUAGCUCCUCAGAGAAUUCAGGGAGUGACUGGGACAGUGCCCCAGAAACCAUGGAAGAUGUGGAGCCUCUCAAAGCCAAGGACUCAGGGGCACAGAGGAGCUCUGGGGCUGCCCCAGAACCAAAGAGGGAACCCUCAGUUGAGCAACUGGGGAGCAAAAGAAUCGAUUCCCUCAAACAGAAAAAGGCUGUCACUGGCACUGAAGAGUUUGGGGGACUGGACACCAAAAGGGCCAUUCCCAACCUGGGAUGGGAUUCUGUAGACUCUGGUGGCUUCAGGAGACCCAUGGUGCCCCCUGAAGGGGCCCUGAGGCCCCCUGGCCCUGAAGUCCCAGUGGAGAAGCCAGGCCGGCAUCAGAAGCUGCUGGGCUGGCUGUGGGGGGAGCCAGGAGGUGGAGCAGGAGAUCCCUCUCUGUACCUGGGGGGCCCAGAGGAGCGUCUUCAGAUCUCCACCAACCUGACCCUGCAUCUGCUAGAGUUGCUGGCCUCGGCCCUGUUGGGGUUGUGCUCAAGGCCGCUGCGGGCAGCCUUGGACGCGUUGGGCCUACGCGGGCCACUGGGUCUCUGGCUGCAUGGGCUUCUGUCCUUCCUGGCUGCCCUGCAUGGGCUCCAUGCUGUGCUGAGCCUACUUACCGCCCACCCCCUGCACUUUGCCUGUCUCUUUGGCCUCUUGCAGGCCCUGGUGCUGGCUGUCAGCCUCCGGGAGCCCAGUGGAGAUGAGCCGGCCACUGACUGGGAGGGUGAGAGAUCAGGGAGGGCAGAGGAGGAGCAGAGGGGAGACCUGGGAAAGGGGCUGUGAACGUGGGGUGGGGUGGGGGC